Messenger RNA from Naumovozyma dairenensis CBS 421, 1335 nucleotides. RefSeq names its product Mac1p (gene MAC1). Bases 1 to 1335 code for a protein of 444 amino acids. Gene Ontology annotation, molecular function: DNA-binding transcription factor activity, RNA polymerase II-specific; RNA polymerase II cis-regulatory region sequence-specific DNA binding; copper ion binding. The transcript has a single exon. Gene Ontology annotation, cellular component: nucleus. NCBI's taxonomy places the organism in Eukaryota, Fungi, Ascomycota, Saccharomycetes, Saccharomycetales, Saccharomycetaceae. The record is from RefSeq and is a predicted model, not a curated record. Gene Ontology annotation, biological process: intracellular iron ion homeostasis; positive regulation of transcription by RNA polymerase II; intracellular copper ion homeostasis.
AUGAUUAUUUAUGCUCAUGAGAAAUAUGCGUGCGCAUCAUGUAUCAGAGGCCAUCGGUCUUCGACAUGCAAACAUACAGAACGAAUGUUAGUGAAAGUGAGAACGAGAGGUAGACCAUCUCCAUCUGCCAUUAGAGAUGUGAUCAUGGUUGAUAAAGAAGAUGAGGAUGAUUCCUCAUCUCCUUCAAUGUCACCGGGGUCUUGUGCGAAGAAUAUGGAACGUCAACCAAUCUUAUUUGUUAAGAUCAAACAUGCUGAAAAGGCAAGAAUGAUUGAUGGUAAAUUACAAAUCUUAAUUAAUGGUAAAGGAGAUGAUACUGAAAGUAACAAUUUUAAUGAGGAAAAAGAUUCACAUUUGGAAGAUGGGAAGAAAUUUAUCUCAGAAACUGAAUUCUUACAAAAAAUAUCAAAGAAACCUGAGGGUAAUACGUCUUCAUGUCCAUCUUCAUCAAUACGGAGCGAAAACCAACAACUAAAGUCUACUUCACUAUCGCCACCUAUGUCGACAUGUUGUGGGAGUAGUGCCAGUAUAGGAACUGGUGUUGAUUCCAAAUUAAACUCAGUAACAAGCUGGACAUCUAACGAUUUAUCGACUCCAACUACCACUUCGUCAGAAUCUUUUAACGAUUUGAAACCGAAUACUACAGCAGCCUCAUUAAUAAACGAUUCACAUCACCCAUUGAAAUUAGAAGGGUCCACUUUAGAUGAUUUGCUAGAGGAAAAUCAAAAUACUAACAACAAUAAGAGGCCUUGUACUAUGCGGAAUAAAAACAAUUCAAAUGAUAAUAAUAUAAAUAUCAUGAAUGAUGAGACUGUUGAUUUAUUUACGCAUGAAGGGAUUUUCCUAAGUUCCAAUUGUUCCUGUCCUGAUGAUAAUUGUCAAUGUUUAAAUUGUUUAAUCCAUAGAAACGAAGAGGAGUUGAAUUCAUAUAUUAUAAAUAGUGGGGUACCGUUGAAAAAUGUUGGAGAAGCGAAGAUGAAAGAUCAAUUGAUGGAUUGUUCAACUGCAGAUUGUAAAUGUACAGCAAUUGACUGUCUUUGUGAUGACUGUUUUAUUCAUCCUAUUGAAAUUGUAAGUUUUGAAAAACUUUUAAUUAAUGGGUUACUUCAUUUCACUUUCACUAGGAAAACAAUGAUUAAAUAUAAAGGUAAAUUUAUACCGUCCCAAUAUUGGUGGGAUUUUAUUGUAGGAAAAUUACUACACAUGAGCGAACAAGAAUUGGAGUCAAUAGAUAUACUUGGUUGGUUUGAUAAUAUUAUUGCAAAGUAUAAUACUGAACUGAUAGAAGUAAAUGACUUUGAGAAACUUAAUCUUCAGGGGCUAUAUGUUAUUUAA